Messenger RNA from Amphimedon queenslandica, 2982 nucleotides. RefSeq names its product putative leucine-rich repeat-containing protein DDB_G0290503. Lineage: Eukaryota; Metazoa; Porifera; Demospongiae; Haplosclerida; Niphatidae. The transcript has 11 exons. Gene Ontology annotation, molecular function: protein binding. Gene Ontology annotation, biological process: signal transduction. The record is from RefSeq and is a predicted model, not a curated record. Bases 3 to 2885 code for a protein of 960 amino acids.
AAAUGUCUAACUGUCUACACUGUACCGCCCCAUUGGCAUUGUCUGGUGAUUUUCAUGAGUGGGCGUGUGGCUCGAAAAUGGCUGAACACAAGCAAAGAUCUCUCAAAGUUUUCUUAUCUUCUGCUCCUAUUCUCUCUGAGCUACUGGAGCACAUUGAUGUUGGUACUAAGUGGUACUUCUUGGGUACACUGCUACACGUUGAUGAUAAGAGAUUGGAUGGUAUUGAGCAGCUACAAGGACAUGAUGAUACAAGCAAGACAUUAAAGAUGUUUCAACACUGGCUGUCCACUACUCCUACUGCUAGUAGGAGACAAGUUCUGGGAGCAUUGAGAAAGAGAGUCAUUAGUGAGCAUACAGUUGCUGAUAAAUAUGAAAAGUAUUUAAAGGAGCUUCAUGACACUACUUAUACACCACCACCUACUGAAGCAGUUUCUAUUCUUGAAAGAAAUAUUCAAUCACUGAAUGAAGCUCUUGUCUCUCCUGUACAAGUGUCUCAACUGCUAUACUGUAAGAGAUGUAUAAGUGAAGCUACUCUGGAUGAAAUGGAGAGGAUAGAUCAGAGGAGGUCACUGGAUGACAAGAAGACCAUUCUAUUGACUGCCAUACAAGAAACAGUGACUAGUGACUACAGGAAACUUAAAGAUAUUGCUACAGUCCUGUCUGAUGUUGAAGAAACAAGAGAUAUAGGCAGAGAAAUGAUGGCUGAAUUUGAAUAUGAAGAUAAAAUUCCUCAAGAGGGUGUUAGUGUAGUAGCACAACCACAGGAGGUAGUAGGUGGUAAUGAAGGUCGUGCUAGUGAUAUAUUGAGGAAUAAUUACAGUGCUCUUUCUCAGUCAAUUACUGCACCAGUUUGUAUGGCAAGGUUGCUUCAUGAAGAGGUUAUAUCUGAUGAGGCUGUGUCUUGUGUCAUGUCUACCAGAGGUUCUGUGUCUGACAGUAGAGCAGUUCUCCUCAAAGCUGUACGAGAUGCUGUUCACUCUAAUUACAAACACCUGGAGUUGUUUGUUACUAUAUUGAGGAAGUUCUCAGAGACUGCUCAUAUUGGUGAUACUAUUUUUGAAGAAUACAAACAUAAUUUCCUUACUGAUGAUGAUGAUGUUGAAGAGAUGGAGACUUACUUAACUGAAAGAGGAAAUUCUAGUCUCUCACAAUAUCCGUCAACUUCAAGUGACUCAGAAACUGAAGACUUUGCAAUUUGUGGUCAUAAAAUACCAUUUCCUCGAACUAUGAGAAAAGAAUUUAAAGAAAUGCGAACAAAGUUUGGAUCAACUUUUUAUAAUGUACGACUUCUUUUCUCAGAAAAAAAUCCUAAAUCAUCUGGCAAGCACAAGAAAAAGGCUUUAGAUGUCAAUGAAAUGAAAAUGCUGCUUUCUGACAUAUUUCCUGAUCUCCAGUCUGAGCUUUCUCAUAAAAAAACAAUUGAUGAUGUUCUAGAUGUGGUGAAGAGAAAAUGUAGCAUUGUUGAUGUUCAUCCACUUGAAGUAUUAGCUGUUCAUUUUAAAGUAAAAGAGGCUGAAAACAUCAUCAAAGAACAUAAAGAAGCUGCUAAAAAUUUUUGCAAGUCAGUAUCUGUGAGUCUUUCCAAUAAUGAAACAUUGCAAGCAAUUCCUACACGAUAUUUAUUAUCUGAAACCAUAACCUUUGUUCUGAACUGGGAUCCUGACAGAACCACCUUGCAAGAUAUCAAUGAUGUGCUUUUGGAGUUAGAGCUUCUUCACAAAUAUUGCAUAAAAGUAGUUGGAGUUAGUCCUGGUCAAUCAGUUGUAGUAACUUGCUACUGUCCUGCUGAAUACACUGGCUCACUGAUAAUGGCUGUCCUUGAUAAGAUAGAGAUACUGCAGGAGAGAGGAUUGAAGGAGUUUAUAAUAGGCAACUGUACUAUAUGGAAUAGUAGUCAGGUAGUGGGUGAAAACACAGGGCCUGAGGUGAAGGAUUUGCUAGUACAGAUUUAUGAAUUGAAAGCUGCUUUAGAAGAAAAAAAUACAAGGAUAAUAGCUACUGAAAAGGAGUUAGAAACAAUUAAGGAACUUUCAGAAAACAGAUUAAAAGAAAUAGAAACAUUAAUGAUAGAUUUUAAAGAAAGUCGUUGCAUUAAUGUUCAAAAUGAACAAGUGAUCAAUGAACUGAAGGAGAAAAUGUCAACACUAAGAGAGAAAAUUGUAGUCAAGGAAAAUAUAUUAAAUCAAUUGUUGAAAGAUACAGCAUUAUGGAAGGAAUUGUCAGAGAAUAGACUACAAGAAAUAGAACAAUUGAAACUGAGACUUGAAGACAAUAAUGUACAAGAGGAUGGAGAGGUGAAAUGGAGUCAGGAUGGUGUACAGCUUUAUAAACCAUCAGUAGAUCAAUGCAUAGAGGUAAUCAGUAAACUGCAAGAGGACGAUGACGUCAUUAUACUAAAAGACUCAUCAUCUGACAGUACACAGUUCCUAAUACCAGCUUUAUUGGAGAGAAGUACAAUAAAACAACUUUUUAUGUCCUCAUCAUUCUUAUCACGUGAUGACAUCCUCUCAUUCUCUUCUCAACUAUCAGCUAACAAAUCUUUAACUGCUUUAUCCCUAUACAAUGGUUCAAUCAGUGAUGAUGGAGUCACUUCACUAGCACAAUCACUACAAUACAAUAAAAUGCUUCAAUACUUGCAACUUAGCUACAAUCCUGGCAUCACUUCAGUCUGUGCUCACUCACUGGCUGAACUUUUACUCAUAAAUAACACACUCAGUUACCUUGAUCUCAGCCAUACUAGCAUUGAUACUGAUGGAGUAAUGAUACUAAUGGAAUCACUUACGAUCAAUACUGCACUAGAGGAGCUUUGGCUAGAUAAAGAACAUAACAAAGUUUGUUCUAAUUUGCCUUAUUAUGAGCAUAUUAAAGGCAGAUUAGUCUUUUAAUAAGUAAUUUUUGAUAUGCAAAUUUAAUUUAUUAUGUGUGGAUUUAUAAAAUAAUUAUAGAAUUUCUUUCAAUGAAAUAACAUAGAUUUAUCAAAAA